This is a messenger RNA of Diceros bicornis minor, 4658 nucleotides long. It is a transcript of the gene LENG8, whose product is annotated as leukocyte receptor cluster member 8. Gene Ontology annotation, cellular component: nucleus. Lineage: Eukaryota; Metazoa; Chordata; Mammalia; Perissodactyla; Rhinocerotidae. The record is from RefSeq and is a predicted model, not a curated record. The transcript is spliced from 15 exons. Bases 159 to 2693 code for a protein of 844 amino acids.
GGAGCCCUAGGAAGACAAGAGCCAGCCGGGUCGGGAGCACUCUCGCGGCCGUGUUGCUCUCGCUUUGGGCCGCUGCUGACGAUUCCCGGGGCGAUCGGCCGAGACAGUGAAAAAGCAGUCUGGCUCCCGAGGUCCACCCCUUACACCCCAAGGUCCAGAUGGCGGCCAACGUGGGUGAUCAACGGAGCACAGAUUGGUCCUCCCAGUACAGCAUGGUGGCGGGGGCGGGCAGAGAGAACGGCAUGGAGACGCCCAUGCACGAGAACCCAGAGUGGGAGAAGGCCCGCCAGGCCCUGGCCAGCAUCAGCAAAGCAGGAGCUGCUGGCAGCUCUGCCAAGGCCAGCAGCAAUGGGCCGGUGACCAGCGCACAAUACGUGUCACAGGCAGAAGCCUCGGCCCUGCAGCAGCAGCAGUACUACCAGUGGUACCAGCAGUACAACUACGCCUACCCUUACAGCUACUACUACCCCAUGAGCAUGUACCAGAGCUACGGCUCCCCCUCCCAGUACGGGAUAGCCGGCUCCUACGGCUCAGCCACACCCCAGCAGCCAUCGGCACCCCAGCACCAAGGGACUCUGAACCAGCCCCCGGUCCCCGGCAUGGAUGAAAGCAUGUCCUACCAGGCCCCCUCUCAGCAGCUGCCAGCAGCCCAGCCCCCUCAGCCCUCCAACCCCCCGCAUGGGGCUCAUACUCUGAACAGUGGCCCGCAGCCUGGGACAGCCCCAGCCACCCAGCACAGCCAGGCAGGGCCCGCCUCGGGCCAGGCCUACGGGCCGCACACCUACGCUGAGGCUGCUAAGCCCAAGAAGGGCCAACAGCUCUGGAACCGCAUGAAGCCAGCCCCGGGCACUGGUGGUCUCAAGUUCAACAUUCAGAAGCGGCCCUUUGCUGUCACCAGCCAGAGCUUCACCUCCGCCACGGAGGGCCAGCACAGCAGCUUCGGCCCCCAGCCCAACCCGGAGAAAGCCCAGAACCACAGGGGGGGCCUGUCCGGGAAGCCCGACGACUGGCCGCAGGACAUGAAGGAGUACGUGGAGCGCUGCUUCACAGCCUGCGAGUCGGAGGAGGACAAGGACCGCACGGAGAAGCUGCUCAAGGAAGUGCUGCAGGCGCGGCUCCAGGACGGCUCGGCCUACACCAUCGACUGGAGCCGGGAGCCCCUGCCGGGGCUGACUCGGGAGCCUGUGGCUGAGAGCCCCAAGAAGAAGCGGUGGGAGGCCCCUAGCAGCCUUCACCCUCCCAGGGGGGCAGGCUCAGCGACACGGGGCGGGGGUGCCCAGUCCCAGCGAGGGACACCAGGGGCUGGGGGUGCUGGCCGAGCCCGGGGCAGCAGCUUCGCCAAAUUUGGCAACCGCAAUGUCUUCAUGAAGGACAACAGCUCCUCCUCCAGCACGGACUCUCGCUCCCGCUCUUCCUCCCGGUCCCCGACCCGCCACUUCCGCCGCAGUGACUCCCACUCGGACUCCGACAGUUCCUACUCAGGGAAUGAGUGUCAUCCUGUGGGUCGCAGGAACCCGCCCCCCAAGGGUCGCGGAGGUCGGGGGGCCCACAUGGAUCGGGGCCGAGGCAGGGCGCAGCGUGGGAAGAGGCACGAUCUAGCUCCCACCAAGCGCAGCCGCAAGAAGAUGGCGGCGCUGGAGUGUGAGGACCCUGAGCGAGAGCUGAAGAAGCAGAAGCGGGCGGCCCGCUUCCAGCAUGGACACUCCCGUCGCCUGCGCCUCGAGCCCCUGGUGCUGCAGAUGGGCAGUCUAGAGAGCAGCGGGGCUGACCCUGACUGGCAGGAGCUGCAGAUCGUGGGCACCUGCCCCGACAUCACCAAGCACUACUUGCGCCUCACCUGUGCCCCCGACCCAUCCACCGUGCGCCCCGUGGCCGUUUUGAAGAAGUCAUUGUGCAUGGUCAAGUCCCACUGGAAGGAGAAACAGGACUACGCCUUCGCCUGCGAGCAGAUGAAGUCCAUCCGGCAAGAUCUGACGGUGCAAGGCGUGCGCACCGAGUUCACAGUGGAGGUGUACGAGACGCAUGCCCGCAUCGCCUUGGAGAAGGGUGACCACGAGGAGUUUAACCAGUGCCAGACGCAGCUCAAGUCGCUGUACGCUGAGAACCUGCCCGGCAACGUGGGUGAGUUCACGGCCUACCGGAUCCUGUACUACAUCUUCACCAAGAACUCCGGAGAUAUCACCACGGAACUGGCAUACCUGACGAGGGAACUGAAGACAGACCCCUGUGUGGCCCACGCCUUGGCGCUCAGGGCAGCCUGGGCUCUGGGCAACUACCACCGCUUCUUCCGGCUCUACUGCCACGCGCCCUGCAUGUCUGGCUACCUCGUGGACAAAUUCGCAGACCGGGAGCGCAAGGCUGCCCUCAAGGCGAUGAUCAAAACGUAUGUGAAGCUGAGCUCUCCCCCGGCUCUCUGCGCUGCCGGCCCUGCCACCGCCGCCCUCCCCUCACCGCCCACGUGCUCCUGGCCAUCAGGCCUCCAGCUCCCAUCCCCCCAUCUCCUCUGGGCGCCCUCCCUCGCGUCCUGGUCCUCUCUCCCCGUCUCAUCUUUCCACUCUCCGCCCUCCUCCACUCCCCCUUCCUUCCCUUCACACAGCCCACCCUGUUCUGGGCCGUUCUCUACCUCACUGCUCUGGGGGUCACUCUCUGUCCCUCUGCUCUCUUCCUCCUGCUCAAGUCACCCUGGUCUCUAGUUUGUUUUCUCCUUGCUCUGGGCUCUUGGCUUCCUGCCUUGAGGUCCCUGCCUUUCGUUUGCGGCUCUCCUGUCACUGAGCUCCUGCUCUGUAGAGACAAACUAGUAGGAUGGCCCUGCUCUUGGCAGCUUCUAGUCUAACAGGACAGGGCCCUGUUCCACUUGAGCUCCUUCGAGAGUGCAGAAAAUGUUUAGGGAAACAGGCGUGACACAGGGGCCAGCCAGACGGGGGGGGGGGGGUACUUAAAAAGAGCAUGUCCUCUGUCCACCAGAUGUCCCAUGUGCCCACUGUGUGUGUGUGUCUUGGGGGGGGCUGAUGCUUGGGUCCUCAGGGGAGUGAGAAGCCCCUGGGGAAUGUAGGGCAAUAUCAGGAGAUCACUUUUAUUGUCACAACCAGGGGAUGCUACUUGUUGAGUAGGUUGAGACCAGGGAUGCUCCUAAACAUCCUGUUGUACACAGAAUGCCCCACACCAGAGCAUCAUCCAGCCCCUAGUGUUAGUCCUUCCGGGGUUGAGAACCCCUGGUCAGAGGUUGGUAGGUCCGAGGUUGGGAGCCAUGGGGAUGGUUUGGAGCUGGGGAAGGACAGUCAACCUGAAGGUUAGGAGAUGCACUCUAGGAUCCAGUUUGGGUCAAGAAGACUUAAGAAAGAGGCCGAGCCAGGGCAGGGGCCAUGGAAAUAGAAGAGGAUGUGGGGCAGAAGCAUGGAGGAAGCAGGACGCACAGGGCCUGGUUCCUGACCUGGGAGCGAUGAGGCAGUGGUGCGCCUGAAAGCAGCCCCGGCUGCCGCUAAGUCCACCCUCUGUGGCCAGACAGGCCUCGUCAGGGCAGCUUCCAAGCUUCCCUGCCAUUCUGGGGCUGUAGCUGGGCGAGUUCUUAUUCCUGGUUUGUUUACAUGCGUGCCCUUGGUCGGGGACCCAGCCAUGAAUGUGCCUGUGGGAGGGGCCCUGGCCGGUCGUUGGCCUCAUGCUCCCAGGCCUUCCCACCCCUGAGGGUGGCACUGCCUCUCCUUGGCAGACAUGUCCCUCCUUCCAGAGCCAAGUACCUACAGGGCAACCGGGAGGCCAGCUCAGAUGUGAGGGCAACAGGCUCUCCUGGGUCCCCAUGGAGCUCUAGGGCCAAGACAAAGCUAGGGCUUGAGGCAGGACUGGUUCCAGUGCUUUCUGCCACUCUCUCCCUAGGUGACGCUGGCCAAGUGGCCAUGUGUUUGGAGCUAGCUGCAGUUUCCUCAGUGUUUGUCUAUAAAGGGUGGAGUGACAGCUUACAGGGGGAAUUCAGUGAGAUAAUGUGACAGCAUUUAGAACAGCCCUUUCCUGGCACAUGUCAAGGGCUCAGAAGUCUCUUAAUAGCAACCAGAAAUUAUUGUCUUAAGUACGUAAUCCGUGCUGGCUGACGCUGUGCCUGGGGUGUUCCUGAGGCACUUUGACCCAGGGUAGGGGAAGCAGUGAGAGGUGGGUGCCCCAGAGAAGUAGUCGCCCCUGCUGUCCCAUUCCCCUCCAGUGCCCAUGCCUUUGGGUCACUCCCUCUACCUGGACCCUGCCCCUUGGCCACAGCGGGCCCUCUUCUGAGGGACUGCUUAGGCCCUCGAGCAGUGGAGGAGCCAGCUGGGCCCUUCCCUCCCAUCCCCUCUCUUUCCCGGUCCCCUGCACAGGUAAGUGAGGGUGCGGGGGGGCACAACCGGGGUUGGGGCCACCAGCCCCCACCCCGGGCCCCCCCAAGCCCCUGAGGUGGGGAGGCUGGGGGGUGGGGUGAGAGGUCAGCAGGUAACGUGCUGAGGAAACCCUUUGGGUGCCGGAGGGGGGGGCACCCACUCCCUGCACGUGGGGCCCUCCCCUGCCCGCCGCCCGCCUCAUCACGUUCUCCUCUUGUCUCCGUAGCUUCCGCCCUGCGCUGCCAGUCUCCUACCUGCAGGCCGAGCUGGCCUUCGAGGGCGAGGCCGCCUGCCGGGCCUUCCUAGAGCCCCUGGGCC